AUUAUAAUGCCGAUCAUCGAAGAAGUCGACGGACGUGUGAACUCUGAGGAUUCCGAUGAUACCGACGAUGAGAUGCCCACUCUCGAGACGACUGGUCAGGAUGACAACAACCAGCAGCAGCACCCUAUGAGGGGGAAGCUUAACAGAGCAGAGAAGAAGGCUAGAAGGGCUAUACAGAAGCUUGGCUUGAAGCCGGUUCCUGGUAUAGUCAGGGUUACUGUUCGUAAAGGGAAGGAGAUGCUCUUCGUGAUAUCCCAGCCUGACGUGUUGAAGGCGGCUGGGGGUGACACCUACGUUGUUUUCGGAGAGGCCAGAAUAGAAGACAUGUCGGCCAUGUCGCAGGCCGCUGCCGCAUCCCAGUUCACCAGCAUGCCCGAGAUAUCCAAGGUUGACCCCAGCCCCCACCCCAUACCGUCCCCCGCUGAAGAAGACCAAGACGAAGGUGACGAUGAUGUUGACGAGAGUGGCGUCGAGGCUAAGGAUGUUGACCUAGUUAUGAGUCAAGUCAACUGUUCUCGAUCGAAAGCAGUGAAGGCUCUGAAGGAUGCUAAUAAUGACAUAGUUGAGGCGAUCAUGCAACUUUCCCCGUGAUGACGAAGUUGAUCCCAUGUGGUAGGAAGAGUUUCUA
Messenger RNA from Perkinsus marinus ATCC 50983, 628 nucleotides. Its product is annotated as nascent polypeptide associated complex alpha chain with an NAC domain, putative. NCBI's taxonomy places the organism in Eukaryota, Perkinsozoa, Perkinsida, Perkinsidae. The record is from RefSeq and is a predicted model, not a curated record. Gene Ontology annotation, biological process: protein targeting to membrane. Gene Ontology annotation, cellular component: nascent polypeptide-associated complex; cytoplasm. The coding region runs from base 7 to 591 and encodes 194 amino acids. The transcript is spliced from 3 exons.